GCAGUGUCGUAUCAGAAUUUGUUUUUUAUUGCAUGUCUAAUUACGAGUUGAUAUUGCCAAAUCAUAAGCAUGGUUCAGAAUUAUAUUUCAUCUAUGGGCAGUGUCUCACAGAGCUUAAACUUGAUCUAACAGUGAUCAGCUGAGAUUGUAAACAAACAACGAGGAGUAGGUUUCAUAUCUCCCAGCUGUUCUUACGUCACUGUCUUGACAGCUGAGGUAUAAAACAAGCAAGAUGGCGCCGUAGGGGAGCAGACAAAGGAGCUGCGUAUUAAACAGAAAAUUUGCGUUAUUCGUGUUUGUCACUGUGUGACUGGAAGAGGAACCUAAGUUAACGUUCUGUCGCUACAUGCUGAAGAAAUGCUCGAACUUGAGUUGGUACCAGAAAGAAGUCUAGGGUGUGAACAAUGGGAAUUUAUUUUAGGAAUGCACUUUUCGCAAGCAGUAGCAAUAAUUCAGUCACAGGUGGGCAUCAUAAAAGGCGUUCAGGUGCUCUACAGUGAUUCGAACCCUUUAGGCGCAGAUCUUAUUAUUAACUUGCCGCAGGAUGGGAUAAGAUUAAUAUUUGACCCAAUUGUUCAGAGACUGAAGAUAAUAGAAAUUUACAACAUGAAACUGGUCAAAGUAAAAUACUGUGGUCUUACGUUCAACUCCCCAGAAGUACUGCCGAGUAUUGAACAAAUCGAGAGGUCUUUUGGAGCUACGCAUCCUGGUGUCCUGGAUACCGAAAAACAGUUGUUUGUUCUGAAUUUUAGGGGCCUUUCAUUUUGUUUUCCUGUUGAAUCAAAAUUCCAGCCAGGUUAUGCACAUGGCCUGGGGUCACUGCAGUUUCCUAAUGGAUCUUCACCAGUGGUCUCUCGGACAUCAGUGUACAGUGGUAGCAGUCUGAGUGAAUGUCGCACACCGCAGUUACCACUAUGUUGCUACCAUAACCACCUGUAUCUGGAACGUGCAGAGGUUAUUCGGGAGAGACUAACUACAUGUGGCCUUCGUUUGCAUCUCUUCACUGAAGGUUCAUCUCGUAUGCUUGAACCAAGGAAGCAGAAUCUUAGCAGGGAAGUAAUGUUUGGUGAUACAUGCCAAGACGUUGCCACGGCUAUUGGUGCACCAUCACGAGUUUUUUAUAAGUCUGAGGAUAAAAUGAAGAUACACAGUCCAAAUGCACACCGCCGCAUUACUGCCCGACGUUCAGAUUUCUUCUACAAUUAUUUCACCUUGGGGAUAGACAUUUUGUUUGAUGCUAAGACUCAAAAAGUAAAGAAGUUUGUUCUCCAUACCAACUUUCCUGGUCACUACAACUUCAAUAUGUAUCAUCGCUGUGAAUUUCAUCUGACAUUGCCACCAGAUUCAAGGCAUGGGUCUGAAGGAAGCAGGCAGCUAAUAGACGUGUCUCCAAUCCCAGUAACGAUAUCUGCGUACACUAAAUGGGACACAAUAUCAGAGCAGCUUAAACCAAGUGAGCGACCUGUGGUUCUGAACAGGGCAAGUUCAACAAACACGACCAAUCCUUUUGGCUCAACAUUUUGCUACGGGUACCAGGACAUCAUCUUUGAGGUCAUGCCUAAUAACUACAUUGCAUCUGUUACCCUGUAUGCUGCUGAGAAGCAGAUGCCUGAGGUAUGACAAUGGCUUUCUGCCACCUACCUCGUGUUGCAGGGAAGGUACUGGCAGUUCUGACACCUUAUCAUGUUUUAAAUAGAAAAUAAAAGGAAACUGGAAGUCAUAUCAUGUUUCUGCUAUUAAGGGAUUGUCUAUGCAGUGAAAGCAAGAUGCCAAAUACUUUGCUGUAAAAUACAAACAUAUGCAUUUUUUUAAAGGAAGAGCUAAAUUAUCAUCAAGAGAUACAUGAAGAAUAUAAAAGUAUAUGCACCUUAUGUGGAUCAAUAUGUUCAUAAUGACAAUAAGUUUUUGCCAGUGAUAGGGGUAUUAGUUCAGACUGUUAUUAUUUAUCAUGCAUGCCUCCUUUCCCUAGUAUAGCACAGAUUGUGAGUACAUUUUCAUGUGAACAAUGACUCAUGCAGAAACGGCUGAGACUGAGCUAAAAUGGGGAAGGUUAAAAUUCUUUGUUGUAAUGUUGCUGUAACUGUGAUAGAGGUAUUAGAUGGAUGAUUCAGUUUUGUCAGGAACUUGUUGAGGCCUUGUACUUCACAUUGUAUAAAUCCUGAUAAAAAUUUUUGCUCUCCACAUUACUCAGCAAAAAGAAAUCUAGGUUACUGAAAGUUGUUGUUGUUUCUGUUUCCUUUAAACAAAACAGAUUUUGCAGUUGUAUUAAUUGUAUACACUGCAAGAUUGAAAACUUAAUAAGCUAUUAAGAUGAAUUGUGUCAUAUCUUGUUGCAGAGAGUUCUGGCAGUAACAUGACUCACAUUAUUUAUCAAUAAAGUUUGUGAUAGUGAGAUUCCCGUUAUUUUUGGCUCUGAAAUACACAGUCACAGAUUUUCUAUUAUAAUUUUUAUACUUGUUGCUACUUGAUUUAUCUGUAAAUGCCCUACUUCAGUGUGAAGUAAUUUUUCUCCAUGUCCUUGAUUGGUCGCAGUCACUGGUGACAGCAGUGGUGCACUCGUUUCUGGUGUUGCCAUUGCCACCUAACUGAAGUAAGUAAUUUAGGCCGUACUAAAGGUAUUUUGGCAUUUUGUUCAAUAAUUUUUUACAAUGUCCUUCUCUUUUCUUUCUCGUCAUUUCUUGCCCUUUUCAAUGUUUUCUCAAAUGAGAUGCAGAUCGCUUACCACACAUUUCUUUCCUGGAAUUUACUCAAGUACUUUGUUGUUUCAGUCCCACAUUAGUUUUCUGUUUGAUUGUAGGUCUUUUCUCAAAAAUCUGAAAUUUGUUGUAUGCUGCAGUCCAUGAUUAGAGCUGUGCUCGUGUUGUGUGUUGAUAAACAUGUCCUGGAUACUAAACCUUUGCAUUUUGUGGUUUUCAGGGCUUACCUUACAGUUUAAGUUUACCUAUUUCUUCCAAAUGGAAGAGCUUGAUGUGUAAAAAAUUGUGUUGCUUUUUUGUUUACACCUUCACAAAUCAGUAAAUCAUACUAGAGGUCAAACAUUAUUCUGUCUUCAAUGGAGAAGCCAAAUACUCUAGAAUUUUGUUAUUGUAAGGUUGGGUGUGAAAUUCUUAAGCUUAGAUAACAUUACUUAUAAUUUUGUACAUAACUACAAAUUCUGUGCCCAGUUUUAGAUGUUUGUUUGCUUUUUGUGUGAAGUCUCAUUUAAUGUAAGUGUAUGAAGAUAGUAGUAGUUUAAAAGACAAGAGUAUGGUGGUGAGUGCUAUCUGUAUGAUUGUUAUAGCCUGUUGUGAAUGACAUUUAGUACAAAUUUGGAGUAACAUAUUUACUGAAUUUCUGACACUUUACAAAGCUGAGACUAUAUUCAGGGGUUUCUGAUACGCUAGGUGCAAAUAUUGUAUUAUUGUACUUAGUAUGUUAAUAAAGCUUUUGUCAGCAAGUAGAAGGCAUAAGUGAAUGAUAUUUGGCAGUUUGGAUCACUUAUAGACAGUCCCUGUGAGAUGAUUGAACACAGCAUGGAUCUUAUAUUGUGAAUUCGAAUGUCAUGUUUCAUUACAGUGUUACAAAAACAAAUUGUGAAUAAUGUCGGAACUUUCCUGUAAAAAUGAAAAGUAUAAAAAAAAGAUUAAAAGACAAAGAUAUGAAAAAAAUUAAAACUAAAAGUAUUAAAAACUUUAUAUUAAUCUCUUUUUCAUACUUUUUGAGUUGGUUUGUUUAAAAAACCAAGGUAAGGCAUAAAAAAAUGACCUAAAUUAUUUUAGGUAAUAUGCUCCAUGUCUGUUACCAACAGAAAAGAAGCAUAUUGAUCAUUGGUAUACCCACAUGAUUAAACAGUUAUAUGUAUCUGUAUGUAACUAUUUGUGGCUUUAGUCAUACAAAUUAAGGCAGUUGUUACAUUAUUUCAAUCUGUGAUGUUAUUUAAUGGCUUUAUUAAAGCACCAGACUAUUAUAUAAUGGAAAUUGAACUCCUGUACACAAGUUCAGGUAUUUUUAAUGUGUGGCAUUAUUUAAAUUGUCAUUAUGCAUCUUCACUGUGAGAUUUUCUAUACUUCAUUUUGUACACAGCCAUUUCCUUCAAAUCCUUUUCUAUAAGUCGAUGAUGUUCCCUGGUUAUAUUAUUGUAAACAUCUGGGAUUUUGGAAAUAAUUUUGUGUGAUUUUAUGAUGAACACUUUGUGUACCAUUCUUAAUAAUUGUAUAGGUUUUCCCACUUUGACCGAUAAUUCCAUGGUGGGAUUAAAAAAGAAAAAAAGCUUUGUUUCUGUAGUGUCAGUUUGCAGCCAUCCAUAAUGUGAAAAUACUGUUAUUUGUUACAGUCUUUGUUCUCUUAUUCCGAAAACAAGUCACUUGAAAGCCUAUACCUGCAAGCUUAUUUCUGAAUUACGAGGUUAAAUUUCAUUAACAUCAGUCACAGUUCAAAGCUGAUUCCACUUCAUUAAAUACCAUUUCACUGCCGAGUAAGAAGUUGACAAACGGAUUUUAAUUUAGUUCAGACAAUCUUCAGUUUUUAAAGUGUUGUCUUAUUUCUUACAUUAAAGCUGGUUCUUUCAUUAUCAGUUUUGUCUUUAGAAUUGACUGGCUGAUUCAGCAAUAUUAAGGAAUAUUUAUGUAAAAUAUAUUAUUUCUGUUAUCUCAUAGGUUAAAAAUGUUUUAAUGCCAUAAGUGACUAGGAUAUCGUGGCAAGAUAAAUGGUUGCUUUGAUAGUUUACACGUGGAGUGCCUGACAAACCAACUAAGGUUUGACAGUCACAGACAGCAUGUGUGCUCAUUGUAAUAUAUUAACCCCUAUUUAUUAGUUGCCAGUUGGCAGUUAUAUAAUGUAGUAGUGCAUGAGAUUGAUGUUUCAUAUGUAACUGGAAAUUUUUUGCUUAGCAUUUCUUACAGCGUGUUCACAUAGUGAAAUCACCUUUCUCAUUUCACACCAAAUAAAAAAUUUACCUUGUGCAUGUAUUAUUCAACAGUGCCGUCAGUGUUUCUUAAGAUACUACAUAAAAUGCCAUUCACAGACCACUGUUUUCUCCUAUUUUAAGAAAUAUGUCCUAAUUUUUUUUUUACUUUAUCAAAUCCAUAAAUAAUAAUAGAUGAAGUUACAAUUCUCUGUUUUUGAUCUUUGUCACAGUGACUGCAGUUACAAUCCGUGCCUUACAAAUGUAAGAUAUAAUUACUAUAGAUUUUGUUUAGUGCAUUUAAUCUGCGGCGAUGGUGUUUAUAUCGUAAGUCACUGGAGCAGGAAAGUGAAAAGUGCCUAGAUGACUAUUGUUUCUAGUGUUCAUCAUUUCUCUAUCAGUCAUUUGUUGCCUUUAUACACUGCCAAGUUUCCAGAUCCCUUUUUUUUUUUUUUACAGUAUAAUUUUCUGUAUCUGCAAGACAUCAGGUUGGGAUACAUGAACUUCAAAUUCUUGGCAAGUGUUUCAUAAUCUUUUCCAUUUGGAAUUCUUGUUUCAUAACUUUCUCCAUCUGCAAUUCUGUUUGACCAUACAUGUUCACAGCAACAGAUGUUGGGUAGUGCAUUCAGAGUAACAUAUCAUUUGUGCCUGAUUUUCUGUUUGCUAACAGCUCUUGACUUCAUGUUUGUAUCAAUAUUAUAUAUAUUAUGUGUUGAGCAAAUUUCAACUAGAUAACUCAAGAAGACUAGAAUGCUAGAAAUAAUCUUCAGUAUUUUCUGAAGGGUCAUCAUUCUCACAAAUGCUGGUUAUGCUGAAACUGUACACAUUUUUCAUUUGAGCUUCUUAUGAUGUUUGUGUUCUCUGUCUGUGGCCCUCUUACCAAAAUGAAGAAUUACCACUUUCACCUUAUUCUUCAUUUUAAAAAUAUGUUUUGAAAUGCAAUAAGUAGCUGUAUUGAUGGAGCCCAUUUUUUAAUAGAGCUAAAAGCAAUGUCAUACCACCUGAACAGUCUUAAUUUACUUAAUAAUGUAUGUGUUUCUUCCCCUUCUUUCUUUGAAGUAAUGCCUGGUUACACUACGUUAGUUGUCGUUACACAAAUGUUUUUCAAUUUAUUUGAAGGUAUUAUUGACUGAUUGACAACAUCACUUGUAGAUUAUGUGAUAAUAGACAGUGAUAAAAUCAUUCUUUGUAUUUGAUGGCAUCUUUGUUCCAGUGACUUGCACAAAACAUAAAAACCUCAGAUUCAUUACUUUGUUCAGAAUGACUCCCAACUGUAGAAUUUUUAAAAACAGAUUAGUUAAAUAUGAAGUGGGAUACAGACCACAGUGUGUGUAAAUACUCUUAAUUAAAUUUUAGGAGCUAGGGUAGGUAACAUAUUUAACAUAAUCACUUGUAUUGUUAAUGCUAAAUUUGCUCAUUUACAAUCAGAGUUAAAACUUUUCAAUUAAAAACUUUUGUCAUAUACUCAUUAAAGAGCACAGUGAUUGUUUUGCAUCAUUAUGGAAGUACAGAUAUUGCUGUUUUUACUGUGAUCUAGUCUACAAAUUGUAGUUACCAGUGUUCACUUCCACAAUUCAAAAUAUGAAAAGAUACUAUUCACUUAUAUACUGAAAAAUCAACUUGCUUUAUUCCGGUCGCCCAUAUUCUUUAGUAUAGUGUGUGCACAGUAUUGGGCACAGUUCAUUUAUCAGUCCCAUGCUGAAUUCUGUUUACAUAUGUAGUUGUUAAUGUGGUGCAACUUUUGUAAUUUUUUUUUGUGUGUGUGUAUGUGUGUGUGUGUGUGUGUGUGUGUAUGUGUGUACGUGUGUAUGUGUGUACGUGUGUAUGUGUGUACGUGUGUAUGUAUGUGUGUGUGUGUGUGUGUGUGUGUGUGUGUGUGUGUGUGUGUGUGUGUAUUCUGUGGUAAUAUUUCUUCCUUUUACUUAAUUUUCAGUUUGUGAAUCACCACAUUACCAUCUGCACUUGAGGUAGACACCAUAUAAUAAGAAUUAUCCUGCUGUGAACUGCUGUAGAAAAUGCUGAUAUUGUGUGAAUGAAUGUGUUACUUGAUGUGUUACGAAAGACACCUACCCUAUUGAGAAAAACAGUGGAAACAUUUAGUUAGAAGUGCCCUCCGAUUGAUUAAUUCUAAAAAUUACCAAGAUUGCUACUUAAGGAGCUAUCUAUCUCCAGUAUUGUUGAUUAUGUUCGUGAUGCAGGACAUUGUUGCAUCAUUUCCUUUUUUAUUGUGAUAUGGACUCAGUACAUUUUGUGAAUUGUGUGCGCAUUGUGAUUUUUGUGUUGUAUGGGACCAUAAUUUCAGCUAACCAAAGUUACUAUUGGAUGUCAGUGAAUGUAGUAAGAAUAAAUAAUUUGUUGAAGUGUUACUGUAAUAUGAAUUUGAUGUUGUUGAGUAAAUUACAUUGCUAUACAGAAAGAAUGUGUAUGACAUGGAAUAUACCACAUCGAGGUUUCACAGAAUGAAGUUCUCUUCACUGGGUUUUCAUCACCACUAUAAGAAUGUAUCACUGUGUGAAAGUUUGGGAAUACAGCGAAUCAUAUAGGUUUUUAAAAUUACCUACAACUGAGGCAUACGGGUCUGUGAUUUUGUAGAAUGAACUGAGAUGAAGAGUGGUUAUAAUUGAAAAGUGAUUCACUGCAUUCCUAAUUCUUUUCUUAUAUUUAUUAAUUAUGGCUUGUAGUAGCCUGUUUGUAUACUGCUUGAAAGUCUUAAUAUUAAAAAUCAGUGCAUACAGUGCACAAUGCUUAUCCAUGAAAGUGGUAAAGGCAUUUGCCUGUUGACUUGUGCUAGCUGUAGUUUGUAUAAGAGGAUGCCAGUAUGCUGUUUUUAUUGUAACAAUAAAUUUGACACUGUUUUUAAAAAGUGUGGAUCUCAGUAGAUAAGUAUUGUAUUUAAGUACACUGUAAAGAAGUAACCAAUUUCAUCAUCCCCUCUCAUCCCUUCCUUCCUUCCCCCCCCCCCCCCCCCCCUCUCUCUCUCUCUCUCUCUCUCUCUCUCUCUCUCUCUCUCUCUCUCUCUCUCUGUGUGUGUGUGUGUGUGUGUGUGUGUGUGUGUGUGUGUGUGUGUGUGUGUGUGUGUGUGUGUGUGUGUGCGCGCACAUACCUAAUAUGCGCAUAUAGUGUUGUCUCUUAGUGGCAAGAGAGUGAUCAUACUAAGAAAUGCUUUGCUAUCUAACCAGAGUGAAACAUCGGAGGUUUCAUUUCAGAUACAGAGAAAAAAGACUUGUGUGGAACAAAUUAGUUGUAAUAAUGUGUGCUGUAAAUCUUCAUUUAUCAGAAAAAAUUGAAGAUGUAAAUAUAUUUUGUUUGGAACCUGAGGACAAAAAUUGUAAAUGAAAAUGCCUGAAUGUUUUCAUCUGUAUAUAUGUUGUUUUUUAUAGUAUCCACAGUUUGUUGACUGUAUUUGUUAAUAAUGUUUGCAUUUCAACAUCAGCUACAGAAACAUACAUUUCAAUUUUGUGAUUUACGGAUUGCAGUUCUGACAUGUUUAUUGCUGUGUGUAAAUACAAUUUUUUUAAAAAAAUAAUUAAAUGAAAAAGUUGUGUAUA
Schistocerca gregaria is the source of this 8430-nucleotide messenger RNA. RefSeq names its product PHAF1 protein CG7083. Gene Ontology annotation, cellular component: trans-Golgi network. Bases 358 to 1620 code for a protein of 420 amino acids. The transcript is spliced from 11 exons. Gene Ontology annotation, biological process: Golgi to plasma membrane protein transport. The record is from RefSeq and is a predicted model, not a curated record. Lineage: Eukaryota; Metazoa; Arthropoda; Insecta; Orthoptera; Acrididae.